Darwinula stevensoni is the source of this 1199-nucleotide messenger RNA. The record is from the annotation of a GenBank genome assembly. NCBI's taxonomy places the organism in Eukaryota, Metazoa, Arthropoda, Ostracoda, Podocopida, Darwinulidae.
CCAUGCUUCAAAGACCUGCAGCCAACUGGCCAGCUAAAUCUCUCUCCACAGGUGCAAUUUGACUUCUCAGCACAAGACUUACAAGACUUGGGAGAGAUAGGCAGAGGCCAGUUUGGGACUGUGAACAAGAUGAUUCAUCGCAAGAGCAAUACAAUGAUGGCAGUAAAGCGGAUUAGGUCAACCGUUGAUGCAAAGGAGCAAAAGCAGCUAAUCAUGGAUCUAGUAGUGGUUAUGAAGUCGAAUGAUUGCCCAUACAUCGUCCAAUUUUAUGGGGCUGUCUUUGAAGAGGGGGAUUGCUGGAUUUGCAUGGAGCUCAUGGACACCUCGCUGGAUAAGUUUUAUAAGUUCGUAUAUGAGCAGCUUCGGCAAAGGAUACCUGAGUGCAUCCUGGGGAAGAUCACUGUUGCUACAUUGAAGGCCCUGAACUACCUGAAGGAGAAUUUGAAAAUCAUCCAUCGAGAUGUGAAGCCUAGCAACAUUCUCCUAGACAGGAGAGGAAAUAUUAAGUUGUGUGACUUUGGCAUCUCAGGCCAACUUGUUGAUUCCAUUGCCAAGACACGUGAUGCUGGUUGCAAGCCAUACAUGGCUCCUGAGCGCAUCGAUUUGAGGAAAGUUCAACCUGGAUAUGAUGUACGUUCUGAUGUCUGGUCCCUGGGAAUUACACUAAUGGAACUGGCUACAGGGUGUUUCCCAUACCCAAAAUGGGACAAUGCGUUUGAGCAGUUAAGUCAAGUAGUUGAAGGAGACCCGCCUCAACUAUCCCCUUGUGAGAAUGGCAACACCUUCACCAUGGAAUUUGUUGACUUAGUCAACACAUGCUUGAUGAAGGAUGAGACCAAGAGGCCUAAGUAUGACAAGUUGCUCAUGCAUCCUUUCAUCCAGCAUUCCGAUGCAGAGUCAAUCGACAUCUCCCAAUAUGUGUCCAACAUUCUGGAUCAAAUCACAAACAAUGAAGUGAAUUCUUCCAUGCCCAUGGAGACCUGAACUCAACUGGUCUCCAUCCUCUUGUGAUAUGAAUAUAUGUACCCUCUGGUUGAUGCAGUACCUCUGGUUCAGUAAAAAUGUUUUGGAAAGUCUUAGGCCAGUGCUUCAUGCAUGACAUUCACAUUCAAAGUAUUAUAUCACAUUUUACCUUGGCUAGACUUCUUAUUCUAUUAUCUGUUGCUUAAGAGGAAGCAAAGUUAAUAAAGGAAACACCC